Molecule: messenger RNA, 3642 nt
Organism: Selaginella moellendorffii
Lineage: Eukaryota; Viridiplantae; Streptophyta; Lycopodiopsida; Selaginellales; Selaginellaceae
Product: exocyst complex component SEC5A-like
Exons: 20
Coding region: 26-3469 (1147 amino acids)
Biological process (GO): exocytosis; Golgi to plasma membrane transport
Cellular component (GO): exocyst
Source: RefSeq, a predicted model, not a curated record
CGGAUCUCUGUGUCGUGCGCCGCUGAUGAUGUCGAGUUCCGAGGAAGAAGAUGACCAGGACGAGGAGGAGCUGCUACAGCGCGCAUUGGAGGAGCAAGCGCAGCGAGACGUCCGCUACACCCGCCCGCCGCCGCCCUCUCGAAAGCCGCCCGCCGCUCCUCCUCCCGCACAGCGCCAGCAAUUAAACAAUCCAACUCCUCAUCCAAUGGAGGACGACGAAUCGGAAGUGGAGCUCCUGAGCAUUUCUUCCGACGAUGACGACGAUGCUCCUCGUGCUGCCGCUGCCACUGCCAAGCCGGUGGAUGCGAGCAGGGACGCGGAUCUUGGGAUCGAGGAUUUUAGUGACGAGGAGGUGGAGGAGGAAGAACCGAAGUCUUGGAGCAAAGUUAACGAAGAAGAGCUCCACCGAAGAGUUCGUGCCAUGCGUGAGGCAAGAGCUGCUCCAGGAUUGCGGAGGUCGACUCUUGCCCGCAGGGCGACCAUGGCUGGGGGAGAGGUUUAUCCCCGAGAGGAUCUGAUCGAUCCUCUGGGUCUCGGGACGAUAGAUUUGAAGUCCCUCACGUUGAUAAGUGACUCAGCCUCUCCGGGAGCAAAAGCUCCAGCGCAAGAUGCUCCGGCCCGAGAUCCUACAAGUCGAGGUUUCUUAGGAAAAGAUAGAAAUUAUUGUUUUUUCUUAUAUAUAAUUUAUUUGUCUUCCAAUGCAGAAAAAGUGCUGUAUCAUUCAGAAAAGUUCGAUCCGAAGUACUUUUUGGCACGCAUUCAUCAGAGAACCAAAGCCUCCGAUUUGGAACACGGAGACGCGGCUCUAAAAAUGGAUCUGCAAAACCGAAAGCAGCAGCUGAAGCUUCUUGUCAAGGAAAACUUUGAGUGUUUUGUAUCGUGUAAAAAUACGAUUGACGAUAUACACUCAAAAUUGCAACAGAUAGAGUCGGAUGCCGAGGGCGCGGGCACUGCACACUUAACUCAUGCUAUUCAGGACUUGGACGAGGUAGCAAAGCGAGCUUUUGGACCUCUCCUCGAGCGGCAGGCUCAAGCUGAACGAAUUCGAUCUGUUCAAGGAAUGCUGCAACGUUUUCGAACACUAUUCAACCUUCCAAGCGCAAUACGUGGGCAUAUCAGCAAAUGUGAAUAUGACAUGGCUGUGAGAGAGUACAAAAAGACCAAGUCGCUCGUCCUUCCUUCGCAUGGAAGAAUAUUAAAGCGCGUGUUUGAAGAAGUCGAGAAAGUUGUGCAAGAAUUAAAAGACAUGCUCUCGAGAUGCAUGGAAGACCCUCAUGCCGAAUUUUCGCAGCUCGAAAAUGCAAUACGGCUACUACUUGAGUUGGAUCCUGACUCUGACCCUGUCUGGCAGUACUUAAGUAUGCAAGAGCGGCGGAUUCGAGCGAUUCUUGAGGCAUGCGUCCUAGAACACGAGGUUCAGAUGGAUAACCUGCAUGGACGUUUGCAGCAAAAAGUGGAAUCGGAUGCCCGAUGGAAGCAAUUGCAAAGUGAAUCGCCAAAGUUGUCUGAGGUUGACAUUUCCUUAUUUAUUGUGGAUCAAGAAGAUGAUGCAACGGAAGCUGAAAUUAGAGAUUUUAUCAACGACGAAUCUGAUGCACUGUUUGGAAGGCUUAUACGCAGGCUUUCAGCUGUUAUUAUUCAGUAUGUUCCUGAUUUUUGGAGACUGGCAUUAUCAAUUUUCAAGGGAAAAUUUGCAAAGGUAUCACGUCCAAGUACACAAAAGGCAGAGCCGAAAGACCGUGAUCAUGAAAACUAUCCUUUUGAAGAAAAACCCAAAGUGGUUGUUCAAUACACUUCACACUCUCUCGAUGAAGUUGUAGCUAUGGUCCAAGGAAUUGUAGGCUCGUACGAAUCUAAAGUUCACACUGCUUUUACGACACUCGCGGAAGCAACAGAGAUGCGUUGGUAUAUGCGAGAAGCUCUGUGGGAGCUUUCAAAGGCUUGUGCGGCUCUUUCUGGAAAGGAUUGUUCUCCUGUCGGCGCAGUUCAAACAUUGACAACGUUAAAGAUGGAACUUGUGCAUCAAUUUAUUUCCAAGUUUUGCUCUUUGAUGCGGCAAAAGGCUUCCGAUUUGAUAGAAGAGGAAGACUGGAUACCAGUGCCCGCCGUAGAACGGAAUGAAUCCUUGUAUGCGAUUUCUUCACUUCCUCUGAAGCUUCGUGACAUUCUCAACUCAACGAUAGAACACAUGAAAGAGGUGUUGGAUAAGGUGAAACUUGAGCCAACUCCGCCUAAUAAUCUGGCUACUCAACUCGGUCAGAUGCAGGCGUCUUUACAGACUGCAUUUUAUGAGUGCUUUUUGGACGUUCUAGAGCUCUUAGAUAAAAAAAUUGUUAAUAUGGCUGCAGAUACACUUUCGGCAAAUAAUAAGUUUGUCGGACUUCAAGUCGGGGUGGAAGUUAAUAAUCCUCACCAGAAACUCUUGAUGGUGCUAAGUAAUAUUGGUUUCAUCAAAAGUAUUUUGUUGCCAGAACUUUCGAGCAAACACAAGGAUGUUUGGACCCGAGAGAGAAUGAACGCCAAAGAGCCGGUAGUUGAAAUUUCACCUACGGAAAGCGAAGUUGUGGCUGCCUUCUCGGCUUUAGAAGAAAAGAUUUUGAAUGAGUACAACUACGUCAAGGCUUCAUCGGUAGGAACUACUGCAGCCAGUUACAUAUUAGAUGAUGGGACUCAAUGGGCAUCUGCUCCUCCUGUCAAGGGAAUACGUGACGCGGCGGUGGAGCUUCUUCAUCCACUGGUUGCUGUACAUGCAGAGGUUUACGCUGGAGCCAAAACUUUUGUCCGCAAGGUCAUAUGCGUUCUUUUCGAGGGGCUUAUACGUGCGCUGCACACCACAGCAAGUGAAAACCUGUCCAAGGCUCUCAACCAUCUCGACGUCAACGGGUUCUGUCAACUAAUGCUUGAGCUGGAUUACUUGGAGUCCGUUUUCAGCCUGUAUUGUACGAGCGAUGCAAAGGCCUUGCUAACCUCCCUGCGGGAGGUCCUGCUCGAGAAAGUGCAAGACGUUGGUGGUGAAUCAAGCGAAAGCACGGGGCACAAUCGUCGUUUGACCCGAGGGAGCGAAGAGGAGGAAAGCGUGCAAGCUCCCCCUAACGUGGACGACAUACAGGCUCGCGCUGACGACGUAAAAGCACAGUACUUGCCAUCUGAGCUCAAGAGAACGCGCGUCAACGUGAUAUGCUUCCAAGACAACGGCGAGUCAAUCGCUCCGCCAGACGCUGCAAAGCGAGGGGUUGUUUCUCCUAAGGGUGGUGUUUUAGAGAGCGCCAGCGUCACGCAGUCGCCUCGAGCAGGGAGGCACAGGAGGCGCUCGUCGGGAUCCAGCUUCUCGGACGAGCCAUUCCCCGGCCUCCCUCCACUGUCCCCGUUCCACAGCGAGCCGGCGAGUCGGUUCACAAAGCCACGCACAGUCUCGCGGAGAACCUCCACUGCGUCCAAUGCUUCUUCCGUGGACGACGAUCUCAGAUAAACUACAACGCAUUCUUUUAGUUUCUCUCGCUUGGUUCCUACUUUCUUGGAGAGAAAAAUAACAAUCUCAUGGUGUAUAAAGAAUCGGUGUUCUAUAUAGACUGUACAAGUGCUUUGAGCUGCUUCCACGCAUGAAAGUAAAGAAUUGUUAUGUAGCUGAGCUAGCUACCGCUA